GCUCACGGGCGGACAGGUCUUGGGCAAACACUCAUGGCUUUUCCGUGCUGGCGUUUAGCAUGGAAAGUGCUUUAAAAUAAACAAACCAAACCACCAAGCUAUGAAGCUUGUUCUUAAUUUUGAUCCGGCACACGAGCUUUUCAGUGGUUCAGCUUUUCAGACACCGCAGAAGGGCAGAACCUGUUCCUCUGGUCUCACCGCGCACAUUCGCUCUCGACACUCGGGAGAAGUUUUCACGCUGCUAUUUAACUAAAGGUGUAUCUUCCUUCACUGUCGCCGAGGAACAUUUCUUUAAGGGUGAAAGAAAGGGCUUUGGUUUUCAAUUCCGAGUUUUUCAGUGAUACUUAUAAGUCAGCCCAAAAUGCACUGUGAUAUAAUAGGAGCGUUCAACGCCAAGAUUAAUUUUUUUUUUAAAGCGAAAGUUGGCGUGCCGGAGUUUGCAAUUGUGUAACGACUUUGCAUGAAGGAAAGGUUGUGAAACAGUAUCAGGCAUUGAGUCAGAGCAGCUCAGUAAAACAGACUGUUAAGUACGGCUUGGGAGAAGGAAAAUGUGUCAUAAUAGCAGGAAAUUAUGUUGAUUUUUUAUUUUUCUCACUUUUCUAUUCUCUGUGCUAUUUUGUAAGAUGAUUUCUUCCAUUUGUGUCAGCCUCUAGGUAAAAUAUCUGGAAGUGAGCUGCUCAAGUUAGCUGAAAUGUAUGGGCAGUAACAUAGGAGAUAUAUGACAUAUAUGUGACCAUAUCCCAACCCGUGGCUGCCUCUACCUGUAACAAGCAUCAAUGAGAAGAGAUUGAGAGUAAAUGACAAAUUCUCCCGGCAAAAAUCUUGCUCCAGUAUGCACUUCAGUUCCCUGUUCACUGUCUCAAUGGAAGUGGUACCAGCCUGGGCCCCAGCAGUAGGUUUCACACUCCUGCCACAUGCAGGAGGAUUUUUAGGAAGCAGUAUAACCAAAAGGGAAAUCCCAACAUGGUAUCAAACUCUACAGAAGCCAUCCUGGUGUCCACCUAACUGGGUGUUUGCUCCUGUUUGGGGAACUCUCUAUACAUCUAUGGGAUAUGGCUCCUACCUUGUGUGGAAGGAACUGGGGGGCUUCAAUGAAAAGUCAGUGGUUCCUCUGGGUCUGUAUGCAGGGAACCUGGCAUUAAACUGGGCAUGGACUCCAAUAUUUUUUGGAGCUCACAAAAUGGGAUGGGGGUUGGUGACUCUCCUGCUUACAACUGGUACAGCAACAGCUACCACUGCUUCCUGGUACAACAUCAACAAAACAGCAGCUUAUUUGAUGGUUCCUUAUUUAGCUUGGCUAAGCUUGGCUUCUGCACUCAAUUAUCAGAUCUGGAAGGACAAUCGCAACAAGAAAGACUCUGAAUAAGCAGUUUUCAGCCAAAACUAUAUUUUUUCCACAAUAAUUUUUUAUAUAAAGUUAUGGCCUUAGUUUAGUUUUAGCUGAACUACUUCUGCCCUAACUUUGGUAUUUACAAGUUGACAAAACAAAUACAAUUUUACUAUGCAAGCCACAAAGGGGUGUAUGCCUGACUGGGUUUUAUAGCAAACUAAAAGAAAGUCUUGAUUGAAAAGUG
Pyrgilauda ruficollis (rufous-necked snowfinch) is the source of this 1574-nucleotide messenger RNA. It is a transcript of the gene TSPO, whose product is annotated as translocator protein. Gene Ontology annotation, cellular component: membrane; endoplasmic reticulum. Gene Ontology annotation, molecular function: cholesterol binding. The transcript is spliced from 4 exons. The record is from RefSeq and is a predicted model, not a curated record. NCBI's taxonomy places the organism in Eukaryota, Metazoa, Chordata, Aves, Passeriformes, Passeridae. The coding region runs from base 833 to 1366 and encodes 177 amino acids.